Molecule: messenger RNA, 939 nt
Organism: Eublepharis macularius
Lineage: Eukaryota; Metazoa; Chordata; Lepidosauria; Squamata; Eublepharidae
Product: olfactory receptor 6M1-like
Exons: 1
Coding region: 82-939 (285 amino acids)
Biological process (GO): G protein-coupled receptor signaling pathway
Cellular component (GO): membrane
Molecular function (GO): G protein-coupled receptor activity; olfactory receptor activity
Source: RefSeq, a predicted model, not a curated record
GUUGAUGAAUUCAUUUUGCUAGGCUUCUCUGUAGUCUGGCAGUUGGAGAUCUUCUUCUUUGCAUUGCUUCUUGUUGUCUACAUGCUUACUGUCACUGGAAAUGUGGUCAUCAUUACUGCAACCUGGAUUGACCAUCGGCUCCACAAUCCCAUGUAUUUCUUUCUUUGCAACCUUUCCUUCCUGGAUGCCAUGGUGGCCACAGCCAUUGCUCCCAAGAUGAUGAAGGAUUUCUUAUCCAAGAAGAAGACCAUCUCUGUGUCUGGCUGCAUAUCUCAGUGUUACUUCUACUUCUUCUUUGGUACCACUGAAUUCAUCCUCUUGGCUGUCAUGUCCCUGGACCGAUAUGUUGCAAUCUGCAACCCACUUCGCUAUUCCACCAUUAUGAAUGUACGUUUGACAAUCAAGUUACUGCUUGUGUCUUGGGUUGGGGGAUUCCUUUCUGUCCUUUCUCCUAUCAUCAUCAUCUCUAUGCUGCCUUUCUGUGGUCCAAACAUCAUUGACCACUUCUUCUGUGACAUUGAACCACUUAUCAGGCUCUCUUGUGCUGACACUACUGUUCUGGAGAUGAUAGAGUUUUAUCUUUCUACUAUUGUACUAUUGAGCUCUCUCAUGCUGACAGUGGUCUCCUAUGUCUAUAUCAUUACCACCAUUCUCCGCAUUUCAUCCAGCACAGGGCGGAAGAAGACCUUCUCCACUUGUGCCUCCCAUAUUACUGUGGCCUCUGUCUUCUACGGAAGUGCCAUUUUCAUGUACAUAGUUCCCAACAAAGGCAUUUCCUUUGGCCUCAAAAAAGCAGUGACCCUCCAGACCUGUAUUGUCACACACUUGCUGAAUCCAUUCAUUUAUACCUUAAGGAAUCAGCAAGUCAAAGAGGUGAUAAAGGAUGCUGUAUCUCGAUUCUCCACCACCAAGAAGAGUCUGAAGAAAAAUUCUGGUUAA